This is a messenger RNA of Octopus bimaculoides (California two-spot octopus), 6353 nucleotides long. RefSeq lists its product as uncharacterized. The record is from RefSeq and is a predicted model, not a curated record. NCBI's taxonomy places the organism in Eukaryota, Metazoa, Mollusca, Cephalopoda, Octopoda, Octopodidae.
CUGCUGUUUUUGUCUAUUUGUUGUUGUCGUCGUCGCUGCUGCUCAGUGUUGUAUCUGGCACAGUUGGGUCUCCUCCUCCUCCUACCCCCCCACUCUUCUCGCUCUCUGUUUAGUUGACGCUAACCAAACUGCAGUUCGCUCACAUACACCCAACGAAAGGAAGAGCAUUUUAUUUAUAUAUAAUAUAUAUUAUUGGUAAAUUAAAGAGCUCUGAGUUAGAGACAUAUAUUUAUAUCUGGAGAAAGAGAGAGAGAGAGUGAGUGAGAACAAGGAAAGAAAAAAAAAUAGCGAGAGGAAGAAAGAAAGACAAGCAACAAACGACCAUUCCAUCCAUAUUCAUAUGGCAUUGUUUUUCCUUUCUCUUGGAGUCAUGUUAUUCGCAUUUUCACUUUGAUUUUUCCCCCCCUCUCAACCUUAAUUAACAUUCUGGUUUUUCCAAUGUCUGACUUGUCCACGGAGCAACCGUUCAACGUUCUGUCUUGCCCACCAAAGGAACCGGAGGAAAUUCAAGACGUUAUCAUUGAUCACCUGAAGCAGUUCUAUGGAGAAACUGCAAGUAUUGGAUUCAGUUCACCGUGGGGAAAAUUUCCAGAACUUCGGACACAGGACCUCAACCUCUGCCUGUAUCGGGUCCUGGACUUCCGAAACAGGAAUGAUAUACCAGACAUCACUUCUAUGUACCAUGACAGUAAUCAGCCCCCUUAUAGGUGUCAUGAAGUGUCCAUUUAUGACCUCUUCUCACCAGUUCAACACAAUCUCACACAAAUCACCUUAGUCGAGAGUGAUGUCCAUGAGCAACGAUUGCUCUGCUGGAAGUUAUUAUACGACUGGUCCACAAAGACAAUGGUGUCGUCUCCUUUCUAUGUGAACAAGUUCACCAUCAUUAUUUAUGUAGACUGUCUCCAAGUAUCAACAUUGUCGGAUAUAAAACCUUCAGAGGCAAGAGAGAGGUUGGUUUCAUUAGUGAAUAUUUUGUUCAAUCCGUUGAUCCAAGAGAAGAAAUGCAGCUGCAAGGAUAUCUGCGAUUGGCUGGUUUCCAUCCAAAACGAUGUACUUGUUAUUCUUGAUAACUUUGAUUAUGUAAAUGAUUCCGGUAAAGAAGACCUCCGUGGUAUUCUCAGUUCUCUGUGUUUACCUGAGGCACAGCUGCUAAUAUCUUGCCGUCCAAGAUUCGCCAAUCGACAACUCUGUGAUCAAAUGUUUCUUAAUGUUGGACUCCAGUUUCAUUGUAGUUUUGUGUUCCUUCAAGAAAUGCUGCUGUCAGACUUCUCUGCAUUGGAGGUGUCACUUUUGAUUCAGAAGGUUCGGAAAGAUUUGGUGCUUACUAGAAUUCUCCGGAAUGUCUAUACACUAGUUCUGCUAGCAUGGCUUAUUAUAGACAACCAUGCUAAACCAAAGACUAAUAGUAUUUAUCAUUUGUACAGAGAACUUACGCAAUGUGCCCUUAGUCGGUACUAUACCAAAUUUCAAAUUCUUCCCGAAAGACAUUUAAUAUCUGUAGUUUUGAAGAAAUUGUCCACACUGUCUGUAAAAAUGUGGAAAUCAGAGAGGUCAUUCUGUAGCCCUAAAGAAAUAGAUUCCCAUUUCUGGCAGCUCCCCAAUACUCAUCUUGGUUUCUUUGUUGAGGCCAAACUUCUUCCUUUGCAAAAUUCCACAUCAUAUUACAUGUUUCCUAGCACAAACUUUUUAGAAUAUUUUGUGUCUGUUUACAUUGCUGAACAUACAGACAGGUAUGAGAGAGAUAAUCUUUUAGAGUGGGUAUUAAGUCGAGAAAUGGGUUUCCUCUGGGUAGUGUUAACUGGUUCCCUUAUGUCUUGUUAUGAUGAGGAUGCAGUUCGCUGUUUACUAGAUGUCAUGGCAAAUAUGAGUCGGAAGAAAUGUGUUGGCAUCGGAAUCUUUGAUAAAAUCACAAGGGGCAAUGUGCAUGACUAUGACUUGUGUUUAGAGUGCCUUAGUCAGAUCUAUUUCCCUUCUUCUCUUAUGAAUUGUGUUGUGGAACAUUUUCCAGAUGUUUUAGAGUUCCACAUUCAGAGAUGCCCACCUCAAGUUCUUGAAAAUUUCUGUCGACUUGCAAGGCUCUGUCGAUUAAGGAUCCGUGGCAUCACUCUUCAUUUAGAUGGCAUGGAGGAUCAAUAUUUCUUGUGUAUAUCCCUGGCACACGCUAUAAACCGACUAGAAAAUUUGACCACACUACUUAUACACUGUGAAAGUGUGUUCAACAGUCAGUACAUUGUCGAUAUUGUAUGCGAAAUAUUUAAAAAGAAUAAAUAUAUACGAACUUUGUCCUUUUGUGGGGAAAUGAACAGGGCUGGCAAUUUCACACCAAUAAUGUACAAAAAGGUACGAUCAGUUUUCACAAGUGACAUAGCUUUGCGCAUGCUCUGUAUAGACAACAUUCAUAAUCGCCAUCGUUUAGCAUACAUUCUUAAUGUGUUUCCUCACAUUUUCGAGAAAAUUGAACUAGCAAGAUGCGACUUGGAAAGUGCUACUGAGAAUCUUGUAGGUAAAAUCAAGUUCUCAAAGAACUUCUCCAGUUUUUCGGUCAGCAACUGUGUUAUCAGCGUCACUUCUGUGAAUCGUAUUUUAGAAGAGCUGCUGAACUGUGAAGGCCUACGCAAGUUGAACCUUAGUCUACUGUCACCACUGCGUAACUUCAGCUGCAUUGAUAUCCGUUCCGGUGCAUUUAAAGUUGCAGUUGAUGACAGCGCAUGUGAAAAAAUCAAACAGAUGAUUCUCAACCUCCCUCAACUAACGGAACUCAUCCUUUGUCAAAACCGAAUCGGAGACAAGCAGGUGCAGCUCAUCCUGCAAGCCAUAAUCGAUACCGGUCGCUUAGAACAUCUAGACUUGAGUGGUAAUGUUAUAGGGGAUGCCAGUGGCAGCCUCUUACAGAAGAUGAUGACUGAGUGUAGCAGUUUGAAUGUGUUGUGGCUCUGUUCAAAUGACUUCUCUGAGUCAAUGAGAAAGCAGUUGCUUCAGACUUCUAUAGGAUUGGACCAGUUAAAGUUAAUUGUUGAAAGAACUUGAAUUUUGCGAGAUCCGUAAUAUUCAUAAAUUGUUAUAUUCUUGACCAAACAUACAAAUAACAAAAAAAAAAAAAAAAAAAAAAAAAAAAUCAAAAACAAAUCAAAAAUCAAAAAAGUAGAAAAAAUUUGAAGAAAUAUAUAUAAAAAAACCCAUUACAUUGUUAUUCAUUUUUCAUUGUUCAGUGCACAACUUGUGUGCAUUGCAUGCUCUUUUUUUUUAAUGAUAUAAGCUUGCAUUUAGCAUUUCUUUUUGCAAUUGUUUUUAAAGGAGAAAAAAGAUGGCGUACUUUAAAAGGCCACAUUGGAAUGACAAACAACGAAGAAAAAUAUAUGAGAGAGAGAGAGAGAGAGAGAGAGAGAGACAAGUGUAAAGUUAUAAUGGGUAAGUGGAUUGUUGAGACAGAUAGAAAGAAAGUGUUUGAUUGUGAGAGAAGGAUAAAGAUAUGAAGAAAGAAAAGCAGAGAGGGACUUAAGGAGACAGAGGUAAUGGGAGAUGGUGAGAGAUGUAAGAAGUCUUCAUAAAAAGGGGUUAAGAAAAAAGGGGAUGGAGAAAAAUAAGAGUUCAAAGAAAGUUAGAAAGGACAUAGCAAAAAAAAAAGGAUAUGUGUGUGUGUGAAAGAAAGAGAAAAAAAGAAAUAGUUUUUCAUGGGAGACCUGAUGGUAUGAAAGAUAUUGAAAGAAAGAUAGAUAGAUAGAUAAAUAAGAGGAAUCUGAUUGAGAAAGAAAGGAAAUAAGGUGGAUGGAAAGAUAAAUUGGAAGGUCUCCUUGAUAGAACAAGGUAGAAAGUUAAUAAAAUAAAAAGAAUGUCUAAUAAAAGGACAAGUAUUCCAAUAGCAGUUUGGUCUUUAUGAAACUAAGCCAAUGCCAAAAAGAAAAAAAAAAAAGGAAACAAGAAGAAGCCAUAGUGAACCAAGCUAACAUGGUUUUCGUAUGAGGUAUUAGUAUCUGGGCUGACUGCCAGGCCAGUGUUUGAGAUGAAAACUAAUUUGAGGUUUUUUUACCCUUGGCAAGUUUCACAACACAAGAUCUUCUAUGACAUCAAAUAAUGCAUACAUCUUAUAUGUAUGUGUGUAUAGUUGCUUGUUAGAAACUGAAGUAUGACGUAGCAAAUUAUGGCUAACUUGGGAGGGAGGGAAUGAAGCAGAGGAGAGAGAGAGAAAGAAGUGUGUUUGUACAUGCAUGCAUGCGAGAAAGGACAUUGCUAGAUCUUUCAUUUCAAUGAGUUUGAUGAAUUGCUCAGAUGAGCUGUGGAUUUUUUUUUUUGAGCUGUUGAGUCACCUUCCUUACAAAAGUGCUCAAUAACUUUGUAUACAUUAACCUUAUAUUAAGUGUAUGUGUUUUGCAGAUAUAAUUGUAUGAACUUUGUAGUAAAUGCACUCAAUUUAACAAUGUGUGUGUAUAUACACACAUGUAUACAUGAGUACCAUUACACUGGACAGUAUAUUACUGUGUAAUAUAAACUGUGUGUGCAUGUGUAUGAGCAUGUCAGUUUAAUUGCAUUUUAGACAUCACUUCACCAGUGUCAGAUUCUUGGCUCCCAGCUGCUGCCAUCUUUUAUGACCUUAGCAACCAUUUUGAUAUUCAUGUUACACAUCGAAUACCCACAUGAACUAUAUUCAGCUUCUACAUAUAUUAGCUACCAUUUUACUAUUUGGGUUAUCAGCACUUCAACAGUCAAUUGACUUUCGAAUCACACACACGUCCUAUAUUCAGCUUCCUUACCUUAGCAGUUAUUUGACAUUCAGCCUACAUGUUUUUAGCAGUUGACAUUCAAAAUGUGCAUUCACACACACACACACGUGUUUACGUACCUAGUUAUUUGAUAUUCAAAUCACAAGCAUACACAAAUUCAGUUUCUAUUUCCUCAGUCAUUUGAUAUUCAAACCAACACACACGUUCUCUCUCUCAUUUUCACACACACACACACUUUCAGGUAUUUGAUAUUCAAAUCACACACACACAAAUUCAGUUUCCCCAGUCAUUUGAUAUUCAAACCAACCACCCAUUCUCUCUUAUUCAUACACACACACACACACACUCUCUCUCUCUCUCUUAAGCUCACGUACCUUGAUAUUCAAAUCACACACUCGUACAUACAUUACAUUUACACUUAAUGCAUUCCACUUCUAUACCUUGCAAGUAAUUUGAUAUUCAAGUCUUGUACUCACUCACUCACACAUACUCCACAGUGAAACGUGUUUUUAUUUUUCUAGGUAUUAAUUCCAUUCGUUAGCCAUUUCCUUUUUUUUCAUAAUACUGAUUUUAGUUUUCUCUCUCUUACAACUCAACAUGCUUUACUCCACCUUUUCGUUGUCCUUGCUCGUCCUGUGAGUUUUGACAAUAUUCCACUACCACUCUCCUCCAAAUCACUCUCUCUCUCUAUCUCAUAUAUUCACACAUGUGUAUUUAUAUAUAUAUAUAUAUUUAGGUGUAUGUGUGUGUGUACGUAUAUAAGCAUACAUGUUUAUAUAUAUGUGUGUGUAUGUGUAUAUAUAUAUAUAAAAAUAAAUAUAUCCUCAGCAAGGCCUCUAAUUUCUCAGCAUCUGUUCUCUUAAAAUAACCAUUAUCUUCAUAUCUUCAUUUUUUUAUUAAUUAGUUUGUAAUAUGAAAUUUCUAGAAGAUAUUCAACUCAUGCAAAGAACAAAAAUUUUUUUUUUUUUUUAAAGUAGAUAAAUUUAAAAAAAAAGAAACUCUCCAAAAAAUGCCAGUAGUGAUGAUAAUAAUAAUAAUAAUCAAAAAGUCAAAAGAAACACAAUUUCUGAAAUGUUUUAGUAUUGCUAUUAUUGUAUAAGACAGCAAUUAGAUUCAUCCAGUUUUCUGCCUUUAGACUUUCUUAUUUGCCUUUAUUGAUAUUAUAAUGCAUCACACCUCAUUGCUGCAAGUGUUGAAUUUUUUUUUUUACCUUUUCUGUUCAGUAUUAUCAUGGUCCUGUUCAUCUUUAUCAUAUUAACAAUUGUUCUUCUGUUUACUGACAUCAUUAACAUCUGGUUAUGUCCAUCAUUGCUGUAAGAUACCAUCAAACGCCUUAGCUCUGCCCACUGUUAUAUAUGAAUGUUGUUUUUUUUCUCCCCCCUCCCAAUUCUGUUCUGUUCACUGAUAUCAUCAUCCUUGGUUUUGUUCAUUUUUUUUAUCAUACAAAUGAUUUUUUUUCUUGUUCACCGAUAUCAUUAACAUGGUUCUGUUCACCAUAACUGUAUGAACAAUUUUUUUCUUUGUCUUAUAAUAUCAUUUACACUUAAACUAUACUCGUUGUUAUAUGAAUGUCAUUUUUCCCUCCUCCUGUUCACUUUUUGUCAUUAAUUUCAUUAACACUUCACUGAAACCACA